This is a messenger RNA of Ceratotherium simum simum (southern white rhinoceros), 727 nucleotides long. The record is from RefSeq and is a predicted model, not a curated record. Lineage: Eukaryota; Metazoa; Chordata; Mammalia; Perissodactyla; Rhinocerotidae.
AGAGUUGUCCUCUCACUUGUCCCCACUCUGCCCAGAGGCCAGCCCAUCUCUUAUCCUCCUUGGCAAGAUGAGGAGAUACACUCUGAGUAAUUUUUUUCCAAGUUUCACUGAUCUCAAGUACUAGAAAGUGAUGAAUAAGUCUGUGGUUUGCUAUGGAGGUUCCAUGUCAGAUAAAGAUUCUUCCGAUGCCCGCCCCUCUCACCCUGGGUGUGAGCCCGCUGCCGCUGCGCAUAAAAGGCAGAAGCCUGUCUCAGACACUUCAGAACACCACGAAGGACCAAGAAAGAACCGAAUGCGUCCCGCCAGCCCAAACAUGAGCAGCCUCCCUGUCCUGCGUCUUCUCCUGCUCCUGUUCGCAUUCUAUGCCCCUCAGGCGCAGGGGAGGCCCUCCCCAACAUCCUGGCACAGACUGAUCGAAGAAAUUAUGGAUGAUCUAAACAAGCCACCUUCGCCUCCACAAGUGAGUGACUCCUUGGACUUAAAUGAGAGACAGAUACUGCUGGAUGAGACCCUUUUGAGGCCAAACCUGGAUGCAUUCCUGAAAGCUGCCACUAAUUUCCAAGAGAAGGGAUCACGAAUUGGGAAAAAUCUUGAGGAAUUACAGUCAUGCCUGCCCACCCUCAUGCCCACGGGAGACCCAAUCCAAAUCAAGGAGGGGAACUGGGGUGAUUUCCAGAGGAAAUUGGAGAAAUAUCUGAAAACCCUUGAUAACUUUCUGAGUCCAUAG